Messenger RNA from Acyrthosiphon pisum (pea aphid), 2527 nucleotides. Its product is annotated as LIM homeobox transcription factor 1 alpha. The transcript is spliced from 7 exons. Lineage: Eukaryota; Metazoa; Arthropoda; Insecta; Hemiptera; Aphididae. Gene Ontology annotation, molecular function: RNA polymerase II transcription regulatory region sequence-specific DNA binding; DNA-binding transcription factor activity, RNA polymerase II-specific. The record is from RefSeq and is a predicted model, not a curated record. Bases 374 to 1600 code for a protein of 408 amino acids. Gene Ontology annotation, biological process: regulation of transcription by RNA polymerase II; neuron differentiation. Gene Ontology annotation, cellular component: nucleus.
CGCGACUUGUGCAGUCGUGGUGUUGUAGCGGUGCAGCGACGGCGUCUACGGUGACGAUUGACGAACACGGAUACCCGUAGUUUUGUGCAAUAAUAAUAAUAAUAACAAUAUUGUCGUUUCGUACUGCAAGUCAUACCGUCGUGGUGCAAGACGGACGCCCUCGCAAACCGAACGUCGCACGUCGUACAGAUAUUUGUUGUAUAUGAUAAAUAUAAUAUAUAUGAGCGUAUGACGACGUACGUGUACCGUCGUAUAGAUAUAUAGGUGCUGUGCAAUAACGUAACGACGAGCCACCGCCAAAAACGUUCUUGUAAAAAUACACACACUGCACCGGCUGUCCGUUUCGACUGCGGCACGAACCCGGCCCGAUCAAAUGAUGCUGGACAUACUGCACCGGCACGUCGUCAGGGACAUGGACGGGUUUCCCAGAAUCUCCAACUCAGACGGCGAUUGUGGCGAUGGCCCGGCGAGUUGCGAGGGUUGCGGUACGAAGAUCGUGGACAGGUUCUUAAUGCGAGUGGGUACAAGCAGCUGGCACGAGCAGUGCGUCACAUGUUCAGCAUGCGGCGUCCCGCUGGCCAAGUCGUGCUACUACCGGCACAAUGGAUUGUACUGCAAAAACGAUUAUGACAGACUAUUUGGCGUCAAAUGCGGUCGGUGUGGCGAGCCUUUGGGAGCCAGAGAACUCGUAAUGCGCGCUGGGCCCAGUCACGUUUAUCACGUGGGAUGUUUCGCGUGUGUGGCUUGCAUGCAACCGUUACAGAAAGGCCAGCAGUAUGUGGUCAAAGCUGGUGGCGGACAACUAUUUUGCCGUACAGACUUCGAAAAGGAAAUAUUUCUCAUGCAACAGACCGUUGGAAGUCCGCAACCAGACGAUAGUCUAACUUUAGACGAGAACUGUAGACCUCGAGACGGCCGCCGUGGACCGAAAAGACCCAGAACCAUAUUAACUUCAGUACAACGACGGCAGUUCAAAGCUUCAUUCGAAGUCAGUCCAAAACCUUGUAGAAAGGUACGAGAAGCGCUGGCUAAAGACACGGGAUUAAGUGUGCGAGUAGUGCAAGUAUGGUUUCAAAAUCAGAGAGCAAAAAUGAAGAAAAUCCAGAGAAAGAGUAAACAGGACGAUAAAAAUACGAACAAUAAUAACGCGAACAAUACGGAUAAAAAUGAAACUGAGCACGCAACGAAUACCACAUCUAGCGUAUGUUCUGGAGAUCAUUAUUUGAGCUUGAGUACGCUGAGCAUGCACGACAGCAGUGACUCGAACUAUCAGAACAGCCAGCCGCUGAACCCCAACAUACCGUACUCGCCGGAAGGUACGUACACCGGCGACCAUUCGGUGGACAGUUUCUGCAGUUCGGACGUGUCCCUGGACGGCAGCACCACGGCGGCGGACGAGAUCGGCUCCGAUACCAUGUCACUAGACCUAUCCGUCCACCACGGGACCCAUAACCAAAACGUGCACCACCAAAAUCACCACCAUCAUCACCAUCACCAUCACGUCGGUGGUGCCGCGUCCGUGGUGCCGGGCCAGCAGAUCAACCCGAUCGACAAACUGUAUCUGAUGCAAAACUCCUACUUCAACAGCAACGACCAUUAAACAAUAUUAUAAUAAUAAAUAAUAUACACACAACACACCCACUCGUAUUAUACGGUAUAAUUUAUACCUAGUAUAAAUAAAUAAAUUAUACAUAAUUAUUAUUGUUGUAUUUUAUAAUUAUCUCAUAUAUCAUACAAAGGUGGUUGCUGAAUUAUUGGACCUGAUCGAUAGGUUAGGGUCCUCCCCUGGUCCUUUUAGCACCCGCCAUCAUUUUCGGAUAUUCAUAUUACAUAAAAUAUAUAAUAUAUGCUUAUUACCUGAUGGCUGAUAUAUACUAGUAUCUUCCAAUUCACGAUACCCAUAUUAUAAUAAAUUAUUCUUCUAUAAUGUUUACCUACCUAUAACUUAUAAGUUGUAAUAUUAUCAUGUAUUGGUACCUACCUGGUUACCUAUAUAUUGUUCUGUCUAUUAUACUGUUCUAUUGCAGGGUGUUACACUGUUACAGAAAGAACUUACAAAUAUAAUUGAUAAAGUAACUACCUAUUUAAUACAUUUCCUUCUAAUCUGUAUUUAAAAUAAUAUAUAUACAUAUAGGUAUAUUAUAAUCAUUAUGAUUAAUAAUAAUUGUAUUUACUAACGUUUUUUUUCUAAAUUUUGUUAAGAACAAAAGUUAUAGUGACUAUAGUUCAUUAGUUGCAACUUACAUUCUGUCAGUUAUUCCUGUUGCACCUUGCAAUAAUAUUAUUAUCAUAUACCAUCUAUUGUAGUUUGUAAACAUUGUUAUAUUGUAAUAUUAUAUUGUCUUAUUUGAGUUCAUUACGAAAGACUGUCAUAUGCAAUUUUAAAAGAGCUCUUUAUCAUUGUUUACUAUGCCUGCAGAGUUGAGAUAUUAUUGCUUAAGGUCUAAGAAAUUAUAAGUGUGUUUUAAUUUCUAUAUAUAUGAUUAUUAUUGAAUAUAUGCCUAGAUAUAAUAUGUAAUCUGUAUAU